This is a messenger RNA of Vanessa tameamea, 1315 nucleotides long. Its product is annotated as hemicentin-2-like. Gene Ontology annotation, cellular component: neuron projection membrane. The transcript is spliced from 9 exons. Bases 202 to 1137 code for a protein of 311 amino acids. Lineage: Eukaryota; Metazoa; Arthropoda; Insecta; Lepidoptera; Nymphalidae. Gene Ontology annotation, biological process: synapse organization. The record is from RefSeq and is a predicted model, not a curated record.
AGCGGCAGUUACGUAGCCGUCGCCGCGAGUCUGCUACGCUGAUAUUGUUCCCGUUUCAUCGAAAACCGGCCAAUAUAACUCGGUGAUUGUGAUUAUUUUGAUUUGUGAUUGAAAUAUAGUGUGAGACGAUAUUUAUAUGUGAGGUACUAGAAUAAUGUGCAGUGGCAGUGUGCGCAAGGAUUUCGCUGAUUGGCCCGUUUGAUGGUGCGGAAAAAUGGUAAUUUAAUAUAUUUUACAAUAACAUCGGACGUCACUAAGAUGAAAUGGCGAGUGGCCGGCGGGAUGGGCAUACCGUUCGCCGCUGCUGUCUUCUGCAUGUUGCCCCUGUUCACAUCUUCCACUGGAGACAUACGACACCACGGUACAUCAAGAGCUCGUGGCUGGCGCGGCAGUGUGCAGACGUCAGCCGACGUUACGGCGAACAAUUCAGUGAGCAAUGUCACAGCGCAGCUCGGCGGAACUGCCUAUUUACAUUGCCUCGUGGGACAUUUGAGUGAAAGAGGCCAAGUGUCGUGGAUUAGGAAACGAGAUUGGCACAUACUGAGCUCCGGGAAGUUCACAUACACCAACGACGAAAGGUUUCAGGUGCUCCACGGUGAAGGGUCAGAGGACUGGACCCUUCAAAUCAAGUUCGUUCAAAAAAGGGACAACGGAACAUACGAAUGUCAGGUGUCAACUCGUACAGGGAUCGUAUCACACUACGUCCGGCUACAAAUCGUCGUGCCCGAAGCGUUUAUUCUCGGUUCUGGUGAACAUCACGUCGACAUGGGCAGCGUUAUACAUCUCAUUUGCAUCGUUGAAAAGAGCCCAACACCACCACAAUAUGUGUUCUGGUACCACAAUGACCGAAUGAUUAACUACGACGCGACUCGUGGAGGUAUCACUGUAGAAACGGAGCCCGGUGCUCGGACGCAGUCCAGAUUAACCGUAAGGGGGGCGACGUUGAAGGAUUCAGGGAAUUACACGUGUAGCGCAAGUAAUACAGAACCAGCAUCGAUACACGUCUUUGUGUCUGAAGGGAGUAACAAGAUGGCCGCUAUACUCCGUCGUAACACCAGCGCCAUUCAUGGCAUAACGUCGAGCAUCACCUGCCUCCUGCUGUUUUGCUCAGUAAUGAUACACUUCGGUCUCCGAUGACGUUAGCGUACGAUCAUCGCCACGAUUCACGAAUAGAAUUAAAUAAAUAAUUUUAAAUAAUUCGCUGCAUAGAUUAUAAAAGUAGUAUGCCAAAUGGCACAGGUAAAAAAUAAUUUCUAAAUUUUAGAAACUGUCUGUCUGUCUGUACGGUUAUACUUUGUUUAUUUUUUCAAAUUAA